Messenger RNA from Triticum dicoccoides, 1402 nucleotides. Its product is annotated as protein PHLOEM PROTEIN 2-LIKE A10-like. Bases 98 to 1168 code for a protein of 356 amino acids. The transcript has a single exon. The record is from RefSeq and is a predicted model, not a curated record. Lineage: Eukaryota; Viridiplantae; Streptophyta; Magnoliopsida; Poales; Poaceae.
UCCACGGUCCGAUUCUACUCCACGCGCCACGUAGUCUCGUGUUCAGACUACCACUGGUCCUGGCGAAUUCCCCAUCCGAACCCCGACUCCGGCCGCCAUGAACUGCGUCCCCACCUUCUCCCGCCGCCACCGCCGCUGGAUCGUCUGUGCGGGCGCUGCUGGUGGUGCUUACCUGAUCUACCACCACCCAGCCGUCGCCGCCCGCCGCCGCCGCAUCUCCCGCAUGGCCUCGGCUCUCUCGUCCCUGGCCGAUGCCGUCGCCGCCGUCGCCUCCGACCUCGCGUCCUUUCUCCAAUCAGACUCGGACUCACUGCCUACCACUCUCACGCAACUAUCCAAGCUCGCCUCCUCCCACGAGGCUACCGCCUCCGCCUCCGCGCUCUCCGGGGCCCUCACCGCCGGCGUGCUCCGCGGCUACGCCUCCGCCACCAGUCCAGCUUCCGGAGGCGAGGUAGCGUUUUCGGAUCGUCUUGUUGAGAAGCUGUUCUCCCCAGCCGGCGAGCGGCUCGUCUCAGCCGUGGCGGGCAGCUUCGGGCGCGACAUCGUGCUCGCCUGUUAUUCUGUCCCAGCCGAUCCUUCAGGAUCGGCGGGAUCAUCGCCGGCGAGCUGGGUAGACGUGGUCACCAGUGGGAGUUGCCGUAGGGCGAUCCGAAGCUGGGUGGAGGUCUUCACGGCCACCGCCGUGGGCGUCUUCAUUGACAAGACCAUCCACAUCAACACCUACGAUCAGAUCUGCGCCGCUGCCACAAACCCGGCCUACGACUCCAAGCUGCAAAAGCUUCUGGUGGCACUCUGCAGUGCUUCCGUCGAGACGUUGGUGAAGACCUCCCACGGCGUACUCUCCAAUGGCAAUGGAAAUGCUCACAGUGGCAAUGGUGAGGUUGGGGAAGGAUGGACAGAAACGGUCUCGAGUGCGCUUGCUGUUCCAAGCAACCGGAAGCUUGUUCUGGAUCUGACGGGCAGGGCGACAUUCGAGGCCGUGCGGUCUUUCCUUGAGUUUGUGCUGUGGAGGCUGCAUGAUGCUGCAAGGGCUGGCGGCGAUGCCACAGCGAGGGCUGGAUUGUGUGUCUUGAGGUAUAUGAGCGAAAGGUCCAUGGUUGUCGCUGCAAUCUGCAUAGUAUUGUGCUUGCAUGUGUUGAACCGCACAUGGCUCUCGGCACCGGCUUGAGCUCGAGCUUUACUUGAGUAGAGAAUAUACUGAAACUGAAGUUCAGAAAGGGGGAGGGGCAACAGAAACAAUAUGUUUGAUCACUUGUAAAUAUAUUUGUUGUGUAACAAUUUGACCCUGCAUACAGUUUAUAGAAAUUUCUGGCAGUGUAACUUUGCCUGCUUAUUUCUAAUUCUGUUGGUCAGUUAUAUUUCCACUGUGUAAAUAUGUGAUUGUAGUGAGAUGGUGAUUCUA